Messenger RNA from Blepharisma stoltei, 3279 nucleotides. The record is from the annotation of a GenBank genome assembly. Lineage: Eukaryota; Ciliophora; Heterotrichea; Heterotrichida; Blepharismidae.
AUGUCUAUACCUGAAGCUGGGAUAAAUCAAUCAUAUGGUUCCUGCCAAUGAUUAUGAAAGAAUAAAAAGCUAAAAACGAUUAAAGAAUCAGUUUUUGAGUUUUACUGCCAACUUUAUCAUAAUGGAACUAAUGAAGAAAUAUCACUGCUUUGGCAAAAGGUUGGAAAAGAGAUUGAAGACUUGGUUUGGUGCUUUCAAAUAAUGAGCCUACUAUGAAUUCCAAAUCUUCCAAUAAAAGAUUGAAAAAACAAUAUAGAGAUUUGAGAAAUUAUUGGAUACUUUAGAAUUGACAAUAUAUGCUCAGAAUUUGGGAUUAUUGAUGCAUAUAUCCAGCUAUAUUGAAUAGAAUCCCUAUCAGAUUUUGAUGAAUUAAAAUAAAUAAUCUUUCUAGCAUCAAAACUUAGCUAAAAAUAGUAUAUAGCGCUUUCCCGAGGAUGGCGCCAUUCCGCGCCAUCCUCGGGAAAGCGCUAUACUUAUAUUUAUCAAUUGUGGUUAAUUUUGUAUUAUUUUUUGGAAUAUUUACUUUGAGUUUUAUGAUUUAUCGUUCAGCUAAUUUGCCAAGAUGAGUCUUUUUGCUAUUAAAAUGGAUUUUCAAUUUCUGGGCAAAUUUGAUUUUUAUACCAUCUUUGGUAUUGUAUUCCAUCUUUUUGAAAUAUAGCUUUACGCCUGCAGAAAGAAUUACUGAAUAUGAGCACAAUAAUGAGCCGGCAAGUUUUGAGGCAAAUAUUACUAUACUUAUUUACCAAGAAUAGCCCACUAAGGAGCAUUUUUUGUUGGCCGGACAAUAGCUGGCUUGCCAAAUUCGUUGGGAUGCCAUAUUCUGGCAAACCAAAUUUAAGAAUGGCGAACCAAAAAUUGCUCCUUAGUGGGCUAUUCUUGGCAAACAGGCAUAUACAAAUUUUAAUAAUUUGUGCAAUGAUUGUUAAUUUUCCAUUGAUUUUAUUCCAUACUCAAUUUUCAGGUGAAAUUAGGCACUCAGUAAGUAAAAAAAUACUUAUAUCAAAGGCUCACUCGAAAAUUAAUUUGCAUAUAGCAAUGCUAUCAUAUUUUUCCCCAAUAUUUUACGUGUUAUUUGAUAAAGAUUACAUUAUUUAUUAUCAAUGUCUUUUGAUGGUUAUUUCAAUUAUUUUGACCAUAGAAUCUCUAAUUUUUUGGCCUUAUUUUUCGGUCUAUUGUAAUUUGACACUAAUUCUUAGACUUUUUGCUAUUUCUUUACUCCUAUCCUCUAUGAGAGAAUAAAACCAUUGGAAAAAAGCCUAUUUUUGAUAAAAAUACACCCUGUAAGCGAACAAUUAUUAUAUAAGAGAUAAUUUAUAUAACGAAAUCUCUAGUUAAUUAUGUUUAAUUUUAAAUUUUUUGCAUUUUAAAACAUAAAUUUUAUAAACUAAACUGAUAUUUGAUUUUAAAUUAUUGGAAUUAAAAAAAAACCUUGACAAUAAAACUAUAUAUAAAUUAAUUUUUUGGUUGAUUUAGUGUCUUUUGGAUUUAUUUUAGGGAACUGAAUGGACAAUUCUCUAUUAAUACUUUUAAAUACAAUAGUCUUCGGACGAUUAGCAGCUGCGCUAAUUUAUCAAUUUGUAUUGAAAAUGCAAAGAAAUAUGAUUAUGAGGCUUCCAACUACUUUAUCUGCUAUUAUUUCUGCAUAUAAAUUAGAAAAAGUUAUUAGACAUUCACUAAUAUUAAAUGAUCCUGAGCAGAAAAAUCAAAUAAUUUACCUCUUCGAAACUUUUUUCAUUGAAAAUUCCUUAUCCCGAGACAAGCUUCAGGUUAUCUGGGUAACAAACUAUUGCAUAUUCACGCUAAAAGACGAGUCUCUAUCUAAAAUUAAGUUAAGCAAAACCAAAAAUAUUUCAGGAAAUUUGGAAAAUGAUUUCCAAGAAUACUACUUAUACAAGUUGCCCGAUGAUGGCGCUCAAUGCGCCAUCAUCGGGCAACUACAGUCCAGGGUCCACACUGGAAAUAGGUUCCACGUGUGGAGCACUUUUUGGCAUGUGUGAAAGUGAGGAUUCUCAACGUGUUAAAAAGGGCUCCACACGUGGAACUCAUUUGCAGUGUGGACCCUUUACCGUAGGUGCCCGAUGAUGGCACAUUGAGCGCCAUCAUCGGGAAUUUCCUAUAUGUAGUAAAAGAAUUGAAUCUUUAUCAAGUGAAAGCAAGCAGUUUAUUGAAUACUUUCAAGAAUUUCAUAUGAUAAAAAAGAAAGAUUUAAAAUUAUGCAUCAAUUUAUUGAAAUUUUGAGAAGAAGUAGUUUCAUUAAGACCUGAUACUGUAAAACUCUCAAAAAAUCUUUUAUGGAUAGACAAAAAAUUAUUAAUAGUAGAUAAUAAAUUUACCCAGUUGACCACAAAAUUCUGCAACUCCAAGGAGUCUUUAGACCUUUAUGCUUCAUAUACUAAAAGCAUUCUUUUUGACCGAGAAAAAUCAAACUUAUUAGAAAAUAAGUCACAAUUGUUAACUCCCCCCCUCCGUGAGUGAACAAAACCAUUAGAAAAAUCCCUAUUUUUUGCCCAAAAAACCCACCCUUCGUGAGUGAACAAAAAUUUUUUAAUGAAAAAAUAUUUUAUGGAAAAAAAUUUUGAUAUAUAAAUGAUAAUUAUUAUAAUGAAAUCUAGAGCUAAUUUUGUUUAAUUUUAAAUGAAUUGCAUUUUAAAACAUAAAUUUUAUAAAUUAAAUUUAUAUUUGCUUUCCAAUUUUUGCAAAUUAGGAUAUUUUUAAAUUUCGAAAAAAAAAUAUUCUUUAUAAAAUUUAUACAUAAAUUUUUUUAAAAAAAAAAAAAUUAGCCGCCCUCCGUGAGUGGGGGUAGUAAGUAAAACUGCUAAAAAAUCAUUUUCAAAAAAUUUAGAAUUUUUUAAUGAAAUUUAUGGAAUUUUUGUUAUUUCAUGUGAAGAAGAAAAUUUUGGAGAAAUUCUUUUUUCAAACCCAAAAUCCAGUGAAAUCCUGAAAUCUCCGAAUCAUAAUAUUGAUGGGACCAAUAUAGCAAGCCUUAUUCCUUCUUAUUAUAUAGAAGAUUUAAAUGAAGAUAUUCGUAGAAUAAUCCACUUUGCCUCUAAUUCUGAAAUUGAUUUAAGUGGAGGAUUUUUUUUAAAUGAUCCUUCUCAUUAUCUUUUAGAAUGCUCUGGGAAAAUCUUGAUAACUUCUCAUAAAAAUUAUCUUAUGUCGAUAUUGCUUUUUAAGCCUAAAAAACGCAAGCAUCAAGUUAUAUUGAUAUCAGAAACUGGAGAAAUUUGUGGAUAUUCUGAAAAUUUCCCUAAAUUUGUUACAAAGAAUAUCCAGAUAUAG